This is a messenger RNA of Cadophora gregata, 1866 nucleotides long. RefSeq lists its product as uncharacterized. The record is from RefSeq and is a predicted model, not a curated record. NCBI's taxonomy places the organism in Eukaryota, Fungi, Ascomycota, Leotiomycetes, Helotiales, Ploettnerulaceae. The coding region runs from base 1 to 1866 and encodes 621 amino acids. Gene Ontology annotation, molecular function: protein binding. The transcript has a single exon.
AUGUCCCUCUUUUGCAGCUCCUCCCCUACAACGAGCAGGCCGAUUCUGUCCAAGCUAGCUCCGCGACAAAUCCUGUCCUUCUUGUAUCCCAUCGAAAUUUCGAGGUAUACACAUUUUCAGGCUCGAGAUACCCAGCGUCAACUUCGAACUUCUGUUGCCACCGCAUCAAAUGGAGUGGAAGCAUGGUUCAUCAAUUCCCUUGCAGACGCAGGCAGCUGCCACAAAAACCCUCGAAAACCCCUACAACGAACUACAUUUUUCACAGCCAAUCGACCAAGGAUACCCUCUAGGAAGCGGGAGUUGCAUGUCGUAUUAUUCCAAAGGCAUCGGCACACCCAGGACGGUGUCGAGGAAGCUCCGGAGGAGGACGAUGUUAAUAGCGGGAAAGUUGCAGUUGAAGAGCUACCUCCAGAACCAAACCGAACCAAAGAAGAGCUUUUGGAAUUGAUAGAUCAGUAUGGCGACACACAAAAUACGGAUCAGCUCCCAGUUCUCGAGCCGCCGCCUCGCUAUCCACCCAGCGAUGGUCCAAAUAUUACAGUUUCUGACAAGCCAGAAGACGAAUGGCCUCCUCCGCAUUAUACCUGGCCCGCAGAUGCGGAGACAAGCAUCAAGCUUGAUAAGCUCAACCAAUAUCUCAAAGAAGUCGACGAGAAAGAUCCCCAGGAGAUAUUCCGAAUGUAUAGAGCUUUACCCGCUCCCCGUGCUGCGUAUCUCCCAUCCAAAACACGGCAUGCCAUGCUACACCACUUGUCAGUCGUACAGAAGAAAGAUGAGCACUCUAUGCUUAGGUAUCUAUCUGUGGUCGAUGACAUGAAGCGAUGCGCUAUCCCGUUGCUCAUCUCGGAAUGGACCAGUGCUAUUUCUUUUGUCGCCAGUUACGUGAACAGGAUCACAGAAACCGAGGUCGAAGCCGCGCUGCAGAUGUGGAGAGAGGUUGAGCACGUCUCAGGCGUCAAAGGAAACGAAGCUACUUUCAACGUUCUCUUCGAUGCAGCGUGCAAGGCUGGAAAGUUCGUCCUAGCUGAGAUGAUCUACAAAGAAAUGGGAAACCGCGGCCUCCCCAUGGAUCGGUUCCACCACGUGAGCCUGAUUUUCUUCCACGGACUAAAGCAAAAUGGAGAUGAUGCUCGGGCAGCAUAUAACGCCCUCGUAGAGGCUGGCGAGAUCGUGGAUACUGUAGUUUUGAACGCCAUGAUAUCAGCUCUCAUUCGAUCAUCGGAACCAGCAGCAGCAGAAAACAUAUAUGAGCGCAUGAAGAAGAUGCACUUCGGGCAAAAGCAUCCCAGAUUACCACAAAAAGAUUGGAAAAAGCGACGAACGGUCAAUUUGUCGUUGAGGCUAUUGGGCAAACUAUCUAGGAACAACCGGGACAUGCGAGAGAAGUUCCAAAGCAAGUCCGUCGUUGCCCCCGAUUUACACACCUAUCAAAUCCUGCUCAACUAUUCCGCUGUCAAAGCUGGCGACCUCCAAAUGACUGCCCGGUUCCUUGACGAAAUGAAAAUGUUCGAAGUAGAUUUGCAUGGGGCGCUUUUCAUGGCACUCUUCAGAGGCUUUUCUACACAUGGGGGUGUACGUUACUCGGAAUGGGAUGCGGCACGUCUAGAAUCUGUCUGGAAAUCCUUGCUCAAGUCCAUUGAUGACGAAGUCGAAGACGUGUACCUGUCCAAAUGGCUGAUCUCAUGGGCUCUACGGGCGUUUGGGAAAUGCGCGGGAAAAGCAAGGACUAUGACUGCUUGGGAGGAGAUCAGAGAAAGGUGGACAGAUCCUACCGAAGAAGAGCUCGACUUUGUGUUAGGGAAUUUGAGAUCGAUUCUGGAUGGCCCAGACUUUGUUGCCAGGCGUCGCGACAUGUUCUUGGGGUAG